CAGGGCUCAGUUGUCGCCUGGUCUCAGCUGGCUCGGCCCCGCCCGGUCUGUGUACUGGGGUGGGGGUUGGCCCCGCCUCCGUGGGAGCCCAGCCCGGCCCCAAGCUGCCCCUCCCUGGGCCCCUGGGCCGUUUCCGCUCACGAAACCCCCUCCCCUUGGGGCUAUGGCUGCCGCUGCUGCUUUUGCGAGCUGUGUGGCCUUAACCAGGCCGGGCCGAACGCACAGCUCCUGCAAUCCCAACAUUCGUGCGCCUGCACCUCGGCGAGUCGGGCCCAAAGCUGGUUUCGAGCAGGCUAGGCUGUUCUUGGGCCGGAGACUCAAAUGUCCCUCAGGUGGGGCUUGGCUGGAGAGGUUACCCUCAAACUUCUACAGUCAGGGGUCCCCAAAACAUUCUCUAAGGUUUUUUUGCAGCAGAUAGAGCAGCUAAGUGUUUCAUUUUUAUUAAUGAGGAAAGAGAAAUGACUGACUUACCCAAAAUUUCCCUGGAUUUAAGUGACCAGAUUGUAAAUAGUUCUUUUCCUACCCAUUGCCCUUUCCUUUCAACGCCCAUUUGUUUUCUUGGUAACACAAACAUUUGUGGUAAGGCCAGUCUCUAGGUCAGACCUGUGCUUGGCAAAGAGAUCUGCAGCCAACUUGGGUAAGGGAAAUGGCUACAAGGCCUCUCCAGGCAACUCCUAGCCUGCCUUCCUGGCCGGAGGUCUCUCAGUACUCCUGUUCUUCCACAAGAGUUUUGCACCUUUACCCACCCACAGGCUACCCCUCCAAGAGAUGGCUGGUUCGGGGGUACGUGUGAAGGUUUACUACAUAGGUGAACUCGUGUCACCGCGAUUUGUUGUACAGAUUAUUUCAUCACCCAGAUUCUGGGAAAGCGAACUCCACGGAAGACUCAGAAACCAAGUUCUAAUUCAGUUGCCAUGAAAACUUAAGGUGAGGGGAUUGUCAAUCAGUGAAAAAUAUGGAGGAAAACACUAACAGAAUAUGAUGAAGAAGCCAACACUUGGGCUGCUUGCAUUACAUUAACCGAGGUUUACCCGCAGCGAGGCUGCCUCCAAAGCAGCCAGAGUUUGCAACCGUCACUGUCCACCCCGCGAGCUGCGAUAGUGCGAGAACUACAAUUCCCGUGGGGCUGUGCGGGAGCAUCGCGAGAGUUACCUUAAUUGUGGCGGCGGGAAGGCGGGCCCUGCAGCUGGCUGGGCGGUUAGGAGGGCCCGGGGCCGAGACGAUGGCUGACCACAACCCUGACAGCGACCCCACGCCGCGCACGCUGCUGCGACGCGUGCUGGAUACAGCGGACCCGCGCACCCCGCGGCGACCCCGGAGUGCUCGGGCUGGAGCCCGGAGAGCCCUGCUUGAAAUGGCUUCCUCCAGGAGGUUGAGUGGCCAAACAAGGACGAUAGCCAGAGGGCGUUCCCGUGGAGCCAGGUCUGUUGGCAGAUCGGCCCAUGUUCAGGCCAGUGGGCACUUGGAGGAACAGACACCUCGGACGCUGCUGAAGAACAUCCUACUAACUGCCCCGGAAUCUUCCAUCCUGAUGCCCGAGUCGGUAGUGAAGCCAGUGCCAGCACCGGAGGUGGUCCAACCCUCCAGACGAGAGAGCAGUUGUGGCAGCCUGGAGCUGCAACUUCCUGAGCUCGAGCCCCCCACAACCCUGGCUCCAGGUCUGCUGGCCCCUGGCAGGAGGAAACAGAGGCUGAGACUGUCGAUGUUUCAGCAGGGAGUGGACCAGGGGCUGUCUCUCUCCCAAGAGCCUCAAGGGAAUGCUGAUGCCUCUUCCCUCACCAGAUCCCUCAACCUGACCUUUGCCACACCUCUUCAGCCACAGUCAGUGCAGAGGCCUGGCUUGGCCCGCAGACCUCCUGCCCGCCGAGCUGUAGACGUGGGUGCCUUUUUGCGGGAUCUGCGAGAUACUUCCCUGGCUCCUCCAAACAUUGUGUUGGAGGACACCCAGCCAUUCUCUCAGCCCACGGUUGGCUCCCCUGAUGUGUAUCACUCCCUGCCCUGCAUGCCUCACACUGGGGCUGAAGACGCUGAGCAGGCUACUGGUCGCAAGACACAGAGCAGUGGGCCUGGGCUGCAGAACAAUAGCCCUGGGAAACCAGCCCAGUUUCUGGCAGGAGUGGCAGAGGAGGUCGAUGCCUUUGCUCUAAGCUUCCUGAGCACCAGCAGUGGUGUCUCUGGAGAAGAUGAAAUAGAGCCCUUACAUGAUGGAGUUGAAGAGGCAGAGAAAAAGAUGGAAGAAGAAGGUGUGAGUGUGAGUGAAAUGGAGGCAACAGGAGCACAAGGACCCAGCAGGGUAGAAGAGGCCAAGGGACACACAGACGUGACAGAAGCAGAGGGAUCCCAGGGGACUGCUGAGGCCGAGGGGCCAAGAGCAUCUUCAGGGGAUGAGGAUGCCUCUGGCAGGGAAGCAAGUCCAGAGUCGGCCUCCAGCACCCCUGAGUCUCUCCAGGCCAGGCGACAUCAUGAGUUUCUUGAGCCAGCCCCAAUGCCUGGUGCUGCAGUCUUAUCUUCAGAGCCUGCAGAGCCUCUGUUGGUCAGGCAUCCCCUUAGGCCCCGGACCACCGGCCCCAGGCCCCGGCAAGAUCCCCACAAGGCUGGACUGAGCCACUAUGCGAAACUCUUUAGCUUCUAUGCCAAGAUGCCCAUGGAGAGGAAGGCUCUUGAGAUGGUGGAGAAGUGCCUAGAUAAAUAUUUCCAGCAUCUUUGUGACGACCUGGAGGUAUUUGCUGCCCAUGCUGGCCGCAAGACUGUGAAGCCAGAGGACCUGGAGCUGCUGAUGCGGCGGCAGGGCCUGGUCACCGACCAAGUCUCACUGCAUGUGCUAGUGGAGCGGCACCUGCCACUGGAGUACCGGCAGCUGCUCAUCCCCUGUGCGUACGGUGGCAACUCUGUCUUCCCUGCCCAGUAGUGGCCAGGCUUCAACACUUUCCCUGUCCCCACCUGGGGCCUCUUGCCCCCACAUGUUUCUCCAGGUCUCCUCCCCACCCCCCCAGCAUCAAUAAAGUGUCAUAAACAGAA
Messenger RNA from Pongo pygmaeus (Bornean orangutan), 3018 nucleotides. RefSeq names its product centromere protein T (gene CENPT). Gene Ontology annotation, molecular function: DNA binding; protein heterodimerization activity. The coding region runs from base 1223 to 2908 and encodes 561 amino acids. The transcript is spliced from 16 exons. The record is from RefSeq and is a predicted model, not a curated record. Gene Ontology annotation, cellular component: kinetochore. Lineage: Eukaryota; Metazoa; Chordata; Mammalia; Primates; Hominidae. Gene Ontology annotation, biological process: mitotic cell cycle; chromosome segregation; kinetochore assembly.